Messenger RNA from Cicer arietinum (chickpea), 855 nucleotides. RefSeq names its product protein MODIFIER OF SNC1 1-like. The record is from RefSeq and is a predicted model, not a curated record. Gene Ontology annotation, biological process: epigenetic regulation of gene expression. Lineage: Eukaryota; Viridiplantae; Streptophyta; Magnoliopsida; Fabales; Fabaceae.
UCUUCCUUAUUUUUUCUCUUAAUCUUUACGAUCCGAAACUAAAACCGUUAUCGUAACCGAAAUACACUACUAUCGUAGAUCGCUCUCUCAAACUCAUAUUCCACAACCUCAUUUAUUCCUUUUUAAUCUGCAAUCGCUUCUCUAGGGUUUCUACGAACCAUUUCAUUUUCUUCGCAUUUAAGGCCUUUAAAUUGGCUUGAAUGACCGUGUGGCGAAAACCAGGCUAUGACUUCAAGCAUGUUGAGUGGGGACCGAAGGUGGACCUCUUCCACCAGAAGAGGUGGUAUGACCGUCUUAGGGAAAGUUGCAGUACCAAAACCUAUAAACUUACCCAGUCAGAGGUUAGAAAAUCAUGGUCUGGACCCAAAUGUGGAGAUUGUACCCAAGGGUACCCUCGGCUGGGGCAGUAAAUCAUCAUCUUCUGCAUCAAAUGCAUGGGGUACUUCUCUGUCUCCAAAUGCCAGUGGUGGGGCUAGUUCACCCAGUCAUCUCAGUACCCGUCCAUCAUCUGGUGGAAGUGGCACACGGCCUUCAACUUCUGGUAGUGAUAGGGCCCCUGAACUAACUACUAGUGCAUGGGGGUCAACCUCUCGGCCUUCAUCAGCAUCGGGGCCACUAACAUCAAAUCAGACUUCACAGACAUCAUUGCGUCCUCGCAGUGCUGAAACAAGGCCUGGCAGUUCACAACUAUCUAGAUUUGCUGAACACGUGGCUGAAAAUUCAGUGGCUUGGAAUGGUACUAGAACUACUGAGACACCGGUAGGCUUCUGUUCUUAUUUGUGGUUAGUCACUUCAUAUGAUUUUCUUGCUGUAAUUUUUAUGGUAUUAAAAGAUUGGUAGAUUGAUUUAAUCAAU